Messenger RNA from Clonostachys rhizophaga, 1404 nucleotides. The record is from the annotation of a GenBank genome assembly. NCBI's taxonomy places the organism in Eukaryota, Fungi, Ascomycota, Sordariomycetes, Hypocreales, Bionectriaceae.
AUGUCACUCAAGCAGUGUUUGAGAGCGGUUUGCGGCAUCAGGCUGCUCACCUGUGUCAGCUUUGCUGGCGAUCCUCUAUAUCAAUUGGCUUGGGUUAAGCCCUUCAACCUCGACAUUCCAGUCACUCCUGCCGCCGUCAUCCGCCCCAACACUGCGGAGGAGGUAGCAGGUGCUGUCAAAUGUGCGAAGCAAUAUAAUGUCGCCAUCCAGGCCAAGUCCGGUGGCCAUUCUUAUGGAAACUUUGGACUGGGGGGUGAAGAUGGAGCCAUUGCAGUCGACCUGGUCAACCUAAACAGUUUCAACAUGGACGAGAGCACCUGGAUGGCAACCUACGGUUCAGGGCUCCGUCACCGAGACCUGGACGCACACCUCCAUAACAACGGCGCGCGGGCAAUUGCCCACGGUACCUGCCCCAGCGUUGGGGUCGGCGGCCACGCGACAAUUGGCGGACUGGGACCCAUGUCAAGGAUGUGGGGAAGCUCGCUGGAUCAUGUCGAAGAAGUAGAAGUCGUCACUGCCGACGGAGAGAUCAGACGGGCCAGCUACACAGAGAAUGCAGAUCUCUUCUUUGGAAUCAAGGGUGCCGGUGCCAGCUUCGGCAUCGUGACCCAGUUCAAGGUGCACACCCAUCCAGAGCCUGGCAACGUGGUUGAAUAUACAUACAGCCUCAGCUUCGGCUCUCAGAAAGAGAUGGCAAGCGUGUUCAAGAAAUGGCAGGCACUUGCCGGAGAUCCCGAACUGGACCGGCGAUUCUCGACUCUCUUCUUCGCCCAACCUCUCGGCGCCCUCAUCACAGGCACGUUUUACGGAACAGAAGAGGAGUACAAGGCCACGGGAAUCCAGGACAAGAUCCCUAGUGGCGGUGAUGUCGACUUCAAACUCGUGUCGUGGCUGGGAUCUAUCGCACACCAGGCCGAGGUAGCAGGCUUGGGCCUGGCUGAACUGCCCAACCCCUUCACAAGCCGAUCUCUAGCGUUCCGCGAGGAGGACCUCCUCUCUGAUGCCGCAGUUGACGAUUUGUUCACUUACCUCGACGAAGCCGACAAGGGAACCAUCAUCUGGACGCUCAUCUUCAACUCGGAAGGUGGUGCCAUGGCCGAUUUUACCGAGGGCAACUCAUACCCGCACCGCGACAAGGUCAUGAUGUACCAGUCCUAUGUGAUCGGUAUCCCUGAGGUUUCAGACACGUCCAAGGCGUUUGUGGAGGAGGUCCAGAGACGUGUGCGUGCUGGGGCACCCAAUGCCAACACAACCUACGCAGGGUACAUUGAUCCGACGCUGGAUAGACAGGCUGCGAACCAGUUCUACUGGGGAGACAAGCUGCCUCAGCUCAGGGAGGCGAAGAAGAAAUGGGAUCCCAAUAAUAUUUUCCGCAACCCUCAGAGUGUCGAGCCGGCAAGUUAG